Cyphellophora europaea CBS 101466 is the source of this 561-nucleotide messenger RNA. RefSeq lists its product as uncharacterized. The record is from RefSeq and is a predicted model, not a curated record. Bases 1 to 561 code for a protein of 186 amino acids. The transcript has a single exon. NCBI's taxonomy places the organism in Eukaryota, Fungi, Ascomycota, Eurotiomycetes, Chaetothyriales, Cyphellophoraceae.
AUGGCAGCCCCCUCGCACAUAACUCUGCAGUCCCUCAGCGGCACCUACAAACUCAACAAACGCCUCUCCGACGACUUCGCCCAAGUCCUCGCCCUCCAGGGCGUCUCCGCUCUGGUCCGCACCGCCGCCUCUGCGGCAUCCAUCCACCUCAGCAUCACGCAACCGGACCAGCAGCACAUCCGCAUGGCGCAGAGCGUCACGGCGGGGCACAUCCCGGGAACCACGGAGGAGUAUGUCCUGGACUGGAACUGGCGGGAAGGGCAGGAUGGAUUCUUUGGGAGGGUCGAGGGGAGGAGUCGGUGGAUUGGAGUGGGGGAGGUUGGGGGCACGGGGGUUUUGGCGGGUGGCGAGGGUUUGAAGGAGGGGCCGUGGUUGCGGGGGGAUAGUGAGGGGAGGGUUAUUCAGGCGGAGGGGAGGAAGGAGGGGGAGUGGGAGGCCAGGCAUCUUUGGGGUUUUGAGGAGGUGGGUGGGGAGAGGAGGCAUACGAGGAGGGUGUACGUGAGGAACGCUCAGGGAGAGGAGUGGAGGGGUGUCAUGGUUUAUGAUUGGGUUGGCGAGUAG